AAUAUAAAGAGGAAAUACCAUACACAGAUUGACAGAGAGAGAAGGGAAAGGAGAGAAAUGAACAGAGGGGGAUACUGGAGGGGUAAGGUCCACUUAGCAUGUUAGUGUCUCGGUGUGUCUCAAUGGAGAUGCAAGGGACUCAUUGAAUGGGAUAUUCUCCACUGGGAAAGUACUCUCUGAAGGACCAUCUCUGACAGACUGGUACAUGUCAGCUACCGCCACAGCUCCUCUGGAGAGACGUGAGAAACCAGAACCUCACGUCACUCUCCAUCUGAUUCCAGCCAUCACAGCUACAUCUACCACAGCACCAACACCUGCCUCUAUCCACCAUGAGUGACGACAGGGAAAGACAGGGUGCCGAUGGAGGCUACGGGGUCGAACAGCCGCCCAACGUCAAACCCAAACCUGACAGCAUCAAGAAGGAGAAAAAGGAGAAAUCCACCAAGGUGCGUAGGUCCAUGAGCACUGACUCCGAGAGAGGAGAGGGAUCUGGGAGAAGGAGGGAGAGAAAGAGAGACAAAGGGUUGAGGAGGGAGCGUGGUAGAAGUGAGGAGAACAGGAGGCAAGACAGGGCUGGAGAUGACAGCAACCGGAAGGAGUCUGACCCCCAGGAAAACGACAUGGAGGACACUGAGUGCGUGGUUUGCUUCUGCGAAUACGACAAUGUCUUUAAAACCCCCAAGCUGCUCUCCUGCGGGCACACGUUCUGUCUGGAGUGCCUGGCCCGGAUCAACGUCACCUCCUUAGAGCUCAAGUCUCUUUCCUGCCCUGUGUGUCGAGAGCUCACCAACCUGCCCCACGGCCGCAACCUGCCCCAGCUGGGCAACAACCAAGACAUCUUCCGCAAACUCCCUCCAGAGAUGCAGAGGGCGCUGUCCGUGCGCUUCAAGCGCAGCAAAGGCAAGCUGGUCCUCAAGAAGCCCCCUCCUGGUACUACCAGCCUGGCCAUGUCCAGCCUCACCCUGCCCACUCUCAAGAAGCAGGACCGGCAGGCCCCCAGCAACCUCCAGCUGGGCACCAUAGAUCAGGGCCUCGCCACUGUCGUGGACGUGGGUCGCCCCCCUAGCAGGGUCAGAGGUCGCCUGCGGAGGAUGUUCCGCUCAGACCAGUGCUACUACACCGUGAUGGCAUCCAUCGUCACCAUCACCGUGGUGCUGAUGCUGAUGGGCAUCCUGGCCUUCAUGGUCAUGCCCAAUGUGGUCCUCCACAACGGCAGCAAACCCAACCAGGGGAAUUCCAGCCAACCAUAACCAGGUGGUCAAAUACCCUGAGGAAAAGACGGGAUGGUGGUGGGAUGAAGGGAAGUAAUACCAGAGGAGAGAAUCACUCAUAUAUUUUCAGAGGACUAAUAUUGUCAGGGAUCCUAAUAUCUGCCAUUUCAUUUUCUUUACUAAUACUCAGUUAUGAAGAAAAUGUAGAAAGGUGACCCUGACAGCACUAGUGCACACUCAACUGGGGUCAACACAUAACAAGGACCGUGUUGUUUAUGAAGGACUGAUGCACAAGAAGUACUAAUGGGAAAAGUGUCGCAAGAGUUAUUUUUUAUCCACCAUCUUGUCUUCCUUCCUGCAGUAUAAAGAUCAUGAACAUGGAGCAUUUACCCAAAUGUGAACGGGACAGCUAUUGCGGUGAAGUCAGAGAGGACAAUUCAUGUUAUCUGGGGAAUGUAAUUCAUUAUAAAGUUGUGUACUAUGUAAUUGCACUGAAGUCUGCCAUGGAGAAUUAUUACAAGUAAGAGAUGAUUUGAUUACACUGAGCAUUAUCUUAUUCUUUACAUUGCAAAGUAAAAAUGUUCAGCUCAAGAUUUUGUUUUACAUUCAUUGAUGUCUAACUAAUGUAUAUUUACGUACAAAAUAUGAAUAUACAUGUAGAGUUCAAAUAAGAAUGAUACAUUUGUAAAAAAAACAACAACAAAAACAACGGAAUAGGUCUCUCUUGUCAUAGCAGAGGUAUCCUACCACACUGAAAUGAAUGACAUUUCCAAUAGACCCAGUGCCAUGUUACAUGCACGUUGCACGUACAUACACGUUGCCUUACAGUAAAACCAAAUGUGCUGAUUUGAUUUCUGAUAAGAUCUUUGCCUAUCGGUACCUUGGUUGCACCUUCCUCUUUUAGUCCCAUUAGAGAAUCAUUUUCUUUUUGUUUUUAUACUAUUUCCUGACAGGUCCAGUGUGUGUGUGUGUGUGUGUGUGUGUGUGUGUGUGUGUGUGUGUGUGUGUGUGUGUGUGUGUGUGUGUGUGUGUGUGUGUGUGUGUGUGUGUGUGUGUGUGUGUGUGUGUGUGUGUGUGUGUGUGUGUGUGUGUGUGUGUACUGUUUAAACAUUUUACUGAAAGCUACACUAUACAAAACAUUAACAACACCUGCUCUUUCAAUUACAUAUACUUACCAGGUGAAUUCAAGUGAAAUCUAUGAUCCCUUAUUGAUGUCACUUGUUAAAUCCACUUCAAUCAGUGUAGAUGAAGGGGAGGAGACGGGUUCAAGAAGGGUUUUGAAGCCUUGAGACAAUUGAGACAUGGAUUGUGUAUGUGUGCCAUUCAGAGGGUGAAUGGGCAAGACAAAGGAUUUAAGUGCCUUUGAACUGGGUAUGGUAGUAGGUGCCAGGCGCACCGGGGUGCAACUCAAUAUUAGGAAGAUGUUCCUAAUGUUUGGUAUACUUAGUGUAUGUAUCAGUGAAACAGUGUCACUCAUGACUAGUUUUAGUUGUAGUAGCUAUGUUUUCCAUUCUAUGGUUGUCAGUGUGACAGAAAAACCUCUUACAAGGCACCUUGCAUGCAAAUAUUUCACAAUGGAAAGGAGGCAGUGACAGUUGACAGCAUGACUAAGUGAUAUGUGUUGUAUAACAUGCAAGCGUUUUAUUAAUUGUUUAAGGAAUAUGCUCUUAAUCAUUAAAAUAUAAAGUUUGAACGAUUA
Messenger RNA from Oncorhynchus keta (chum salmon), 2910 nucleotides. Its product is annotated as E3 ubiquitin-protein ligase RNF183-like. Gene Ontology annotation, molecular function: ubiquitin protein ligase activity. Gene Ontology annotation, biological process: protein ubiquitination. The record is from RefSeq and is a predicted model, not a curated record. The transcript is spliced from 2 exons. NCBI's taxonomy places the organism in Eukaryota, Metazoa, Chordata, Actinopteri, Salmoniformes, Salmonidae. The coding region runs from base 330 to 1250 and encodes 306 amino acids.